AUUGAUAAAUUUCAAAAAUUUCAAUUCUAAAUUUUAUCAAAUUAUUAAAAUCUAUUUUACAUAUCUUUGUAAUUAUUUUAAAAAAAUUAAAAGAACUUAUUUAUCCAUCAAAUAUUUUAUAAAAUAUCUCACUCAUGCACGAAUUAUUACUUUUUUUUAAUAAACAACGAAAAUUUUAAUUUCUAAAUAGCUGAGGCCAGCUAUCUAUAAUAUUGGUUUGAAAAAUAUAAAUCAUCUUCGUUUUGAACUGAUAAUCUUAAAAAUUAAAAAGUCACGCUCUUGAAACCAUAAGAAACCGUCUACAUAGUAUGGUAGCUAGUAUCAAUACUAUAUAUAUAGUAUCAAAGAAUCAAAACCAAACAUAUAUUGAAAUUUCCAAGGAAAAUUCAUAUGUCACUAUUUUGUGGACCGCCAUAAUAAACCAAACAGUAUUAUAAUAACCCGUUAUAGUCAAAGAAAAGUCAUAUGAAACAAAGGAAAAAAAAAGUCAUUUUAUACACAACAUAUUGCAAUAUGUUCAAUUAAUACCAACUUAUAGAUGUGUUAAAAUUUAUCUGAAUUUUCAAAAAAUUCAAAUAACAUACCUAAUAUUUAUUUUCUUAACCAAUCAUAUAUCAAUCGCCACAUCAGCUAAUUUUGCUGAAUUGGAUGAUUCGUCAGCUACUUUUGCUGACGAAGAUCCCACAUGUAGAUUUUUUUUAAAAAUAGUAGUUUUGUAAAAAGAAUUUUUAGAAAAUGUAAAAUUUUAUAAAAUUUUAUUAUUUAGUGAAAUUAACAAAAUAAUUAAAUAAUUAAAUUUUAAUUUUAUAUAAGAGAUAGAUUUGUAUAUGUUUUGAUCAUAUCACAAUACCAUUCUGAUAAGAGUUAUAUAUGUGUUGUAAUUAUUUAAAUUCAAUUCUAGUAUUGCAGUCGUGUUACUCUCGAUUAAUUAUGGUUGUGUUUAUAUUAAAAAUUAUGAUAUGUUAAUCUAAAUUCUUGAAAUAUAAAUAACAUAUCCAUAAUUAAUUAUGGUUGUGUUUAUUUAAAAUAUUUAUGAUAUAUUAAUAUAAAUUGUUUAAAUGUAAAUAAGAUACUCAUUGAUUAAUCAAGAGUAACACACUGCAACAGUAGUAUUGAAUUUGAUACACUACAACAUAUAUAACUCUUAUAAGGAAGGUAUUAUGAUAUGAUCGACACAUUUACGAUAUAUUUCUUAUAUAAGAUUAAAAUUUAAUUAUUUAGUUAAUUUUUGUUAGUUUUACUAAAUAAUAAAAAAUUAUAAAUUUUAGAUUUUCUCUAAAAAUAGUUUUAUAAAAUGAUUAUUUUAUUUUUUCAAAAAAAUGUGCAUGCGAUGUGUUAACUGAUGCGACGACUAAGUUAUAAUUUGACCAAAAAAGAAACAUUAGAUAUGUUAUUUGUAAUUUUUGAAAUUUUUUUAUGCUUUAGCACGAGCAUAUAAAUUAAGUAUGAAUUGAAUAUAUUAUGAUAUGUUAGGUAUGAAAAUAACGUUUUCGGUGAAACAAAGUAUCCCUUAAAAAAAGCUUGACGUGGUAUGCAAUGAUUCAAAAACUCCUAGAGUCGACAUUCAAAACAUAUCCAUAAUUAAUUAUGGUUGUGUUUAUUUAAAAUAUUUAUGAUAUAUUAAUAUAAAUUGUUUAAAUGUAAAUAAGAUACUCAUUGAUUAAUCAAGAGUAACACACUGCAACAGUAGUAUUGAAUUUGAUACACUACAACAUAUAUAACUCUUAUAAGGAAGGUAUUAUGAUAUGAUCGACACAUUUACGAUAUAUUUCUUAUAUAAGAUUAAAAUUUAAUUAUUUAGUUAAUUUUUGUUAGUUUUACUAAAUAAUAAAAAAUUAUAAAUUUUAGAUUUUCUCUAAAAGUAGUUUUAUAAAAUGAUUAUUUUAUUUUUUCAAAAAAAUGUGCACGCGAUGUGUUAACUGAUGCGGCGACUAAGUUAUAAUUUGACCAAAAAAAAACAUUAGAUAUGUUAUUUGUAAUUUUUGAAAAAAUUUUAUGCUUUAGCACGAGCAUAUAAAUUGAGUAUAAAUUGAAUAUAUUAUGAUAUGUUAGGUAUGAAAAUAACGUUUUCAGUGAAACAAAGUAUCCCUUAAAAAAAGCUUGACCUGGUAUGCAAUGAUUCAAAAACUCCUAGAGUCGACAUUCAAAACAUGCACUCAUUAUUUAAAUUUGUUUCCUUAUUUUAAGGCAUAAACCCCAUCCGCAUAUAUAUAUAUAAAUAGACACACAUAGGCCAUCAACAUUUAUCACUUGAACCAAUCGUGAGCCAAGUAUAUAGAAUCAAACCCACCCACCCCACCCCCCCCCCCCCCCCCCCCCAAAAAAAACACACUCACACAAAUGGAUUACAUUCUGUUUUUAUUGCCAUUCGUAUUGCUUAUACUAGCUUACAAAUUCUUAAUCUCAUCCAAAACGCAGAGUUUCAAUCUCCCACCAGGACCAACUCCGUUUCCCAUCGUCGGCAACCUCCACCUCGUGAAACCGCCUGUACACCGUCUCUUCCGCCGCUUCGCAGAAAAAUACGGUGACAUCUUCUCCCUCCGCUACGGCUCUCGCCAAGUCGUCGUGAUCUCUUCUUUGCCCCUUGUCAAAGAAUGCUUCACUGGUGACAAUGACGUCAUUCUAACAAACAGGCCGCACUUUCUGACGGCCAAGUACGUCGCCUACGACUACACCACGAUCGGAACCGCACCUUACGGCGACCAUUGGCGUAAUCUCCGCCGUAUAUGCUCUCUUGAGAUUCUUUCUUCUAACCGCCUCACAGGGUUCCUCUCCGUUCGUAGUGACGAGAUACGACGGCUGCUCACGAAACUCUCACGUGACUAUAAUGGCCGUGUCGUUGAGCUUGAGCCCCUUCUUGCAGAUUUGACGUUCAAUAAUAUUGUCCGUAUGGUCACAGGGCGACGCUACUACGGAGACCAGGUUCACAACAAGGAGGAAGCGAAUCUAUUCAAGAAACUAGUUACGCAGAUCAACGAUAAUAGUGGUGCAAGCCAUCCAGGAGAUUAUCUACCGAUUCUUAAAGUGUUCGGACACAGCUACCAGAAGAAAGUGAAAGCACUCGGCGAAGCCAUGGACACUUUCUUGCAGCGUCUGCUCGACGAUUGCCGAAGAGAUGGAGAGAGCAACACAAUGCUUAGUCAUUUGCUGUCUUUACAACAUGAACAACCUAAGUAUUACAGUGACGUCAUCAUCAAAGGCCUCAUGCUUAGUAUGAUGCUUGCGGGAACGGAUACUGCAGCCGUGACGCUAGAAUGGGCAAUGGCUAAUUUGUUGAAAAACCCUGAAGUGUUGAAAAAGGCAAAAGCCGAGAUAGAUGAUAAAAUUGGACAAGAACGUUUGGUCGACGAGCCAGACAUUGUGAAUCUCCCUUAUCUCCAAAACAUAGUUCUCGAGACUUUCCGGUUGUGUCCGGCCGCACCACUUCUUGUACCCCGUUCUCCUUCUGAAGAUAUCAAGAUUGGAGGAUACGACAUGCCGCGUGGCACAAUCGUACUAGUGAACUCUUGGGCCAUCCACAGAGACCCGAAGCUAUGGGAUGAACCUGAGAGGUUCAUGCCAGAGCGUUUUGAAGACAAAGCAGCUGCGAACGCUAAUAAGCUUAUGAUGUUUGGGAACGGACGAAGGACUUGUCCUGGUGCAGCUUUGGGGCAGAGGAUGGUGUCCCUAGCUUUAGGGUCGUUGAUUCAAUGCUUUGACUGGGAGAAAGUCAACGGUGAGGACAUUGAUAUGACCGAGAAUCCGGGAAUGGCUAUGCGUAAGCUCGUGCCGUUACGAGCUGUUUGCCAUCAGCGUUCAAUUAUGACUAAUGAUUUGGCUUAAGAUGACACUAUGUAUAAUCCACUUGGUUCACUAUUUGAAGAUUGCUGCGGACCAAUUAUUUUAUAUAUUUUUAUUUGUUUUUAAAUAUUGUAUGAUUGUUCUAGUUCUAGUGAUGAAAAUAAUUAUAAGAAAAUGUAAGGAUUUUUUUUUAAUAUAAAUUUAACUGAAACUAAAA
Molecule: messenger RNA, 3997 nt
Organism: Brassica rapa (field mustard)
Lineage: Eukaryota; Viridiplantae; Streptophyta; Magnoliopsida; Brassicales; Brassicaceae
Product: cytochrome P450 81F2-like
Molecular function (GO): monooxygenase activity; oxidoreductase activity, acting on paired donors, with incorporation or reduction of molecular oxygen; heme binding
Source: RefSeq, a predicted model, not a curated record